AUGAUCGGCGCCGGCGGCCUCGGUUCGCCGGCACUGACCUAUCUGGCCGCGGCCGGUGUGGGGACGCUGACCGUCAUCGACGAUGAUGCCGUGUCGCUGUCAAACCUGCAGCGGCAGACGCUGCAUAUGACCGACGCGGUCGGGCAACCGAAGGCGCAAAGCGCCGCUGCGCAGAUUGCCGCGAUCAAUCCGCAUGUUCGGGUCGAUGGCCGGGCCGAGCGGCUGGCACCGGACAAUGCCGAAUCGCUUCUUUCCGGUCACGAUGUGAUCAUGGACGGGUCGGACAAUUUCGAAACACGCCGCCUUGCCGCCGAUGUGGCCGAGCGGCUCGAAACGCCGCUCGUUACCGGCGCGAUCCAGCGCUUUGACGGAUCGGUCACUGUGUUCGCGCCUUUCAGGAACGAUGAGGACGGCAAGCCGUUGCCGCGCUAUCGCGAUCUUUAUCCCGACCUGCCCGCGCCGGGAACGGUGCCGACAUGUGCCGAGGCCGGCGUUCUGGGGGCGCUGGCCGGCGUCAUCGGAUCGCUGAUGGCCACCGAAGCGAUCAAGCUGGUGACAGGGGCGGGAGAACCGCUUUUCGGCCGCCUGCUGCUUUAUGAUGCGCUGUCGACACGGUUUGAGACGAUGCGAUAUGGCCGGCGCGCUUGA
Molecule: messenger RNA, 648 nt
Organism: Effrenium voratum
Lineage: Eukaryota; Dinophyceae; Suessiales; Symbiodiniaceae
Source: the annotation of a GenBank genome assembly